UGUCAAAAUGUAAAGUGUCAAAGUCAGAUGCAAAAACAAUGUUUAUGUUUUUGGAGAGAUAAAAUUUUGAUUAUUUAAGUUAAUACACAAAAAUUUGAGAUUUAAGAAUGAAAAAAAUACAAGGCAAUGAUUCAUUUCAGCGUAUAAACUAUUUGUAUCAGUUAAGCAAGGAGCUAGCCAAGACCAACCGUGUCCUGUCAUCUUACUACGGGAAUCUCAUGACCAGUGUAGCCAAAAAGAAUGUAUUGAAAAUCCACCCAGACAUCAAGCGUCAGUCCUGCAAGAAGUGUAAGUGCUCCCUCAUAGAAAAAGUCUCGGCCAAUCGAAAAAUCAAAAAGACUUCAAAUAAGCAGAAAUUUCUUCAUCUAACGUGUAGCACAUGUGAUACGCAGAAGAAAUUUCCACUUUCCAAGAAGAAAAACCACAGAGUAUGGGUAGAGAAACCCGAGUCUGUGGUUGACGGAGAAUAGGAGUUUUUUUUUUUUUUAAAUCUAUUUUUAUUUGGGGACUUUGUUUUCUGUAGAAACAUAUCAGUCCCAUCAUACCCUAAUACAAGAUAACAAUCAGCUAUUUCUUAACCUUAAACUAAAUCUAACAAAGCUAAAUAGUAGCUUGCAAUUUUCAGACUGUGGGCUUGCUAGAAUAUAUUGCAUGGCUCCUAAAU
Messenger RNA from Plutella xylostella (diamondback moth), 664 nucleotides. It is a transcript of the gene Rpp21, whose product is annotated as ribonuclease P protein subunit Rpp21. Gene Ontology annotation, biological process: tRNA processing. NCBI's taxonomy places the organism in Eukaryota, Metazoa, Arthropoda, Insecta, Lepidoptera, Plutellidae. The record is from RefSeq and is a predicted model, not a curated record. Gene Ontology annotation, cellular component: nucleolar ribonuclease P complex.